Messenger RNA from Metarhizium brunneum ARSEF 3297, 516 nucleotides. RefSeq lists its product as uncharacterized. NCBI's taxonomy places the organism in Eukaryota, Fungi, Ascomycota, Sordariomycetes, Hypocreales, Clavicipitaceae. The record is from RefSeq and is a predicted model, not a curated record.
AUGACCCGCGACUACGCCGUCGACGACCGACUAUCGACCCGGUCUAGGCACCCCGCGAGCCGACAUGAAUGGCUUCAACAUGCCACGAGCAUAGCAGCAGUUCCUGGCCCUCGAAUUCAUUUCCAAUACCAAAAGGCUGUGCGUCUGCCAGCACCGCCAAAUGGGCCCAUGGGCCCCAUGGGGUUGAAAGCCUGGCCGAGCGAGUUCUGUCGGCCCGACGAUCCUUGCCUGCUGAUGGGACCUUGUUCCUGGAAGAAUAUCGUCAACGCCGGCCAGUAUGCCGAAUUGGGAGACGUCGAGUGCAGAGGGGCGUCGUGGUUGGUUGUCGGCGUGUCGCACCAGCACAGACUUCAUCGCCCGCAUCGCCCGCAUCGCCCACAUCACCUCCUCCAUGCAACGACGCUCUUGGAGUGGACUCGGAGCCUCCAAAGGCCCGAUAAACUCGGAGCCAAGCAGGGAACAGCCCACGGCGCCCCGAGUCCUCGCUCAGCUCUCGUCGUCUUUACCCCAGAGUGA